This is a messenger RNA of Heterobilharzia americana, 264 nucleotides long. NCBI's taxonomy places the organism in Eukaryota, Metazoa, Platyhelminthes, Trematoda, Strigeidida, Schistosomatidae. The record is from the annotation of a GenBank genome assembly.
AUGUUUUGGAAAAUUCGCAUUAUCUGGUUAAAGGUUGAUAAGCUAGUGGAUCGUUACCAGUCUUCAACCCUAAUUGAUGACAAGAGAGAUGCUCUCCGAACUCUUAAAGCCCUUUCCAAGAAAUACAGACUGGAAGUGGGGACGCAAGCUAUGAGUAUAUUUGUGUCGGUGUUAAAAUCGGAUUGGGAAGACUCAGAUUCCGUUUGUUACGCAUUAGAGGGUCUUUAUGCUGUAAUGAAUGAUGGGGAAAAUGAUCAAGGUUAG